AUGCAGAUCCCUCCCGAGCUGAAGGCUGUUGUGCAGACCUACUGGAACGCGCUUCAUGCAGAGUUCACCGCCGGUCGAUCGCGUCUUGAGAAGUGGCGCGUUAUGCAGUGUGUUCUCGAGGCUGCGUCUGCUCUCCGAUCCCUCGUCGCUGCUCUCUCGAAUCCCUGCCGUACAACUCUUCGUAAUCGCACCGGCAUUGCACCUGUUAUCCAAGCUCAGGAACUUGCUUCGAAUCAGGAGCUUCUUACUCUUUCCUACCGAGGUCAGGUUAAGAUCUCCGUUGCUUUGCUCGCCCCGAGAUCCAUAACACCAAACAUUUACCGAACCGUCCCCGCCUACGUCGCCCAAUGUCCUGAGGCUGAUGCGUUUGUUGCAGUACUUGAACGCCUCCCUACUGCCUUCGAAAUGCCCCUGGAGGGAGAUAACAGUCGGAAGAGAGCCAAAUUCCCCUCAACCGAGCUCCCUGACAAGUUCAUUGACGAUAUGGAUCGCCUCGUCGCCGAAGGUGGCUCGGCUGCUCGCAAUGCAUGGCCUGGCCCAACCUGCAAAUCCCGGCACUUGAAAGAUCUGAGCAGCCGCAAAUCUGAUGGUCCUGGCCCCAGCGACGAGGAAGAUAGUGGGGGACUGCAGGUUCUCGGGGGCUUUAGUGUAUUGUAG
Messenger RNA from Fusarium fujikuroi IMI 58289, 657 nucleotides. RefSeq lists its product as uncharacterized. The record is from RefSeq and is a predicted model, not a curated record. The coding region runs from base 1 to 657 and encodes 218 amino acids. Lineage: Eukaryota; Fungi; Ascomycota; Sordariomycetes; Hypocreales; Nectriaceae. The transcript has 2 exons.